Molecule: messenger RNA, 1197 nt
Organism: Lathyrus oleraceus (garden pea)
Lineage: Eukaryota; Viridiplantae; Streptophyta; Magnoliopsida; Fabales; Fabaceae
Product: zinc finger BED domain-containing protein RICESLEEPER 2-like
Exons: 2
Coding region: 1-1197 (398 amino acids)
Molecular function (GO): protein dimerization activity; DNA binding
Source: RefSeq, a predicted model, not a curated record
AUGAUUUUAAGGCACCGGAAAUUAGUGUUAGAUGGAAAGUUAUUUCAUGUGCGUUGUUGUGCGCAUAUACUAAAUUUGCUUGUUCAAGAUGGUAUUGGGAAAAUAGCAAAAAUAGUUGAAGACGUGCGUGAAAGUGUGAAGUUCAUCAAUCAGUCUGAAGCAAGGUUACAAACAUUCUCACAAAUAGUUCAACAACUAAAGCUUGGUGGUAAAAAAUUAAUUCUUGAUUGCCCUACUCGUUGGAACUCCACCUAUCAAAUGUUGUCAGUUGCAAUGCAGUUCAAAGAAGUCUUCCCUCGUUUUCAAGAUCGAGAACCAAGCUAUACAACUCUUCCAGAUGAUGAUGAUUGGGAAAAGGUUGAAAAAGUUUCCAAGUUGCUAGAGGUAUUUAAUGUUGUUACAAAUAUUAUUUCAGGUAGUGAAUAUCCAACUGCUAACUUAUAUCUUGCUGAGGUAUUUCGAAUCAAACUAGUUUUAGAUCAAGUUAUCCAAGAUGAAUCUGAUUUUAUGAAAGAAAUGGCAAAAGCGAUGAAGGGAAAAUUUGAAAAAUAUUGGAGCCAAUGUAAUCUUGUUAUGUCGCUUGCUUCUGUUUUGGACCCUAGGAUCAAAAUGAUGGGUGUUAACAUGUGUUUUCCCUUAAUUUACCCGGAAGUUGAAGCUAGAAAAAAUAUAGAAAAUAUGCGUAUCGCGCUUGAUGAUAUGUACAAAGAGUAUGUUGAUAUACUUAGUGAGCAUAAUGAAGAAGGAUCUAGUAGAAGUGGUGUUGAUCAAAAUGGGCUUAUUUUGGAGUCACAAAAAUCCUCAGGGUGGUCAUUGUUAAUGAUUUAUGUCGAAGAACAACAAGCAAUUCCUGCUGUAAAAUAUGAAAUUGAAGAGUAUUUGAAUGAGCCAACUUACAAACCUAAAGAUAACGUCCAUAUGUCAUUGUGUGCCUUGGAAUGGUGGAAAUUGAAUUGUGGAAAAUAUAGAGUGUUGUCCCAUAUGGCAGCAGAUGUUCUUGCCAUUCCAAUAUCUAUUGUGGCUUUGGAGUCAACCUUUAGCGUCGGAGGGAGAGUUAUCGAUUCAUUUCGAGCUUCUUUAAGUUUAUCUACUGUCGAUGCUUUAAUUUGUGGUGGUGAUUGGCUUCGAAUAUUGCAUGGAAUUAGGAACAAACCUAAGGUGGAGCAAGUGCAAACAGAAAUUACAUUACUCCCUUGA